Messenger RNA from Cydia fagiglandana, 5897 nucleotides. RefSeq names its product biotin--protein ligase (gene Hcs). Lineage: Eukaryota; Metazoa; Arthropoda; Insecta; Lepidoptera; Tortricidae. The transcript has 14 exons. The record is from RefSeq and is a predicted model, not a curated record. Gene Ontology annotation, cellular component: cytoplasm. Gene Ontology annotation, molecular function: biotin--[biotin carboxyl-carrier protein] ligase activity. The coding region runs from base 332 to 3229 and encodes 965 amino acids. Gene Ontology annotation, biological process: protein modification process.
AUACGUCUUUCUUUCGCGACUCGCACCGCACGAAAUUCCUAUUGAAUUUUAGAGAUAAUAAUUAAAUACUACAUUUUAAUCAAAUAAGUCGCAUUAAACAUCAUUGCCAUUUGGCAACGCACUAAUAAUUCUAUUAGUUUCCAAAAUUUUGAUGUUGUUCUUUAAGUUUUCGUAUUAAAUAAUACAAUAUAAACAUUGUAUCCCAUCGAUGGACUUUAGAAUCGAUAACCCAAUUUCGCCGUAGUUUUUAUUAAAAGUGGCUUUUAGUAAAGGCAUAUAGAUGUUGGGAAACUUGUGUUGAUAGUGUUGAGGUGCCGUGCAGGUAGUGAUCAUGUUUUUCACACCGAUUUAUAUAGCAAUGACCUUUAUAAAAACUUGGCGCAUCAGAUCGUUUCGAGCGCGGCUCCUGGAGUUCCUGAGCGGGAAUACAAGUGUUGCGUUUUGUAAAGUGCCAGAAAAUGCUGCAGAAACCCCUACUUUAAGUUCCAAGCUAUGCACAAAUCCAAAGAAUGCAUACCUAUGUGACUUGCUAGAUUACACAAAUGCGACCAGGAUAUGCAGUAUGAAGCCGGCUCAGUGUAUUGAGAUCAGUGACUGGGUGACAUGUGCUGGAGGCCUGCCGCUGGGCUCCGAUGAGCAGUCUCCCCUCACUGAAUUUGAUGUUGAAGUGUUAUUGGAGUGUGAAAUGGAGCCCCAUGACUUGAGUGCAAAUCAUUUAAUAACGCUGGAUUCUAUGGGCUUACCAGUGGCAUGGAAGGCCAGCUCUCAUUUAGCCAUAGUACUCAAAACAAACAUAGAGAACCUGAGUGCUGCAGGAUUUAACUUUGUUGGUAGUGACGAGUUUCUAAUUGAUCACAAGCUGCCAGUAGUAAGGAUACAGACUGUAAAGCUUACAGGGGAACCAAAUAAAGCUACUGAUCCCUCAAUGAGAAGUCUGAGAAGCGAUAUUCAACAUGGUUUAAAAAAUCCACCUGGGGAAUUCCAUUGGCCUGUGCAUGCAGCCCUGCUCAGAAAACUGUCCAAAGUUGUUGAUGUUAAGUCUGAAUGUAAUAGCGCCGUUAUAGAAAUGAAUGGUGGCAGCAGUAACAUGGUUGACACCACAACAAUCAGUAAAAAGACUGUGUCUCUAGCAGAUGUCAGUGUCAACACAACAAAGUCCCUCACAGAGGAAGACGAAAAAGACACUUUGGCGGCUGAACCACAUAACACUACAAAUAAAUCUCCAGAACGUAAAGCAAAGCCGCAAGAAGAGAUUGUUGUCGAAAAUGUAACAGUUGAAAUUCAGCACAAUAUAACACCUAAAAAAUCUAGUCUCAAAUUAGAUCUCAAGAAAGGUACUAGUUGCCUGUCAGCUUCAUUACUCAACAUAUCGAGCCAAAUCAAGUCUGUCACCACACAUAAAAGGAUAGUGAGCUCGUCUGGGCCUAAGAAGUCGCAGCCCCAGAUAGAGAGCUGUCCAGUGAAGGAAGAUUCAAAGGGCUCUCCUUCUCAUGGCACACCAAAGUCUGCCAAAACUUCCCGUCCAUUAGUCAAUACUAAAUCACCAAACAUAUUGAUAUAUUCAGAUAGUAUAGCUGCUAGAGAUAAUUUAGAAGCUUCUCUUAGAAAAGUUUUGGAUGCAGAUAGGUAUACGAUAUACUCUGUGACACGAGACGCGCUGGAGACGGGCGCGUGGCGCGGGCGCUGCGCGCUUGUGGCGGUGGCGGGCUGCGUUGGCCGCGCGGCGCCGCUGCUGCUAGCGCACCUGCUGGACGGCGGCCGGCUGCUGGCGCUGUGCUCAGACCUGUUGCAUACCGUGCUGCCCUACUACAAGACUGCCGAGGUUCGUGAGAACGAAGUAGUACAAUUCACAUUUGACAAGUGGAAGUCCGUCAAGAUGAAGCACCACAUAUUCUGCUACCAGGCCUCGCCAGCAAAGAAACAGUUUUCCACGGAAAGCGACAGGCAACCGUCUAAGUACACGGGGCACCCGGGCCAUGAGCUGGACAUCCAGGUGCUGGCGUCCGAGGAGACGUGGCGCACGCCCUCGCUGCUGCAGGCCACCGACCUCACCAACAGCGGCGUCGCCAUAUUCUCACAGAUACACCUGGAAGCCGACCCCUGCGACUACCUCGCCGACGAAGGCGUGAAGAGCAACGAGGCCCGGCUGGAGAUCAUCCACAAGAUCCUCGGCGAUAUCCUCGACCUCCACGUGCGAGACCCGCGCGAGAUCACGCAGCCGGAGUACACCAGGGGGUUCUUCCUAGGGAACCACGUGCAAAAGCUGGCGCUGGUGGAGGGGUGGUGCCCGGGCGGCGCGCAGCGGCUGCAGGCGCUGCCCGGGCUGGCGCUGCAGUGGUGCCUGCGCGGCGACGACGAGGCGCGCGCGCCCGCCGCGGACUUCCUGCCCGUGCACGUCUACGAGUGCCCCGAACACUUCUCCACCGUUGAAUACUUCGACAACCUAACAUCAAAAGAGUUGGGGCGUCUAGUGAUCUACGCGGACACGCUAACAACCACCAACGCCGUGACGGGCGGGCCGCCGCUGGCGCACGGCGUGGCGGCCGUGGCGCGCCGGCAGACGGCUGCAAGGGGCCGCGGACACAACGCCUGGAUCACUGUGCCCGGACAAGCUUGUAUCUCGCUGCAGGUGUGGCGCCAGAUUUCGCCGACGCUCCCGCUGGUGCAGCACGCGGCCGCGCUGGCCGCCGUGCGCGCCGUGCGCGCGCUGCCCGCCUACGAGCACCUCGACAUAAGAAUAAAAUGGCCGAACGACAUCUACUACGGGCGCGAGGUGAAGAUCGGCGGCACCACCACCGUCGCCAACGUCACCGGCGACAACGUUGUCUGUAACAUUGGCACCGGCGUAAACAUCUCCAACGCAGUCCCAACCACAUGCGUGAACCAAAUAAUCGAGCAACACAACAAGCAACACGGCACCACUCUAGCUCCGAUGACGAUCGAGAAGUUCCUGGCGCGGUACUGCUCGCAGUUAGAAAGGAUACUGGAAUAUAUCGACUCGGACGGCGGCGUGGAUGCCUUUCGCGAGCAGUACUACCAGUACUGGCUGCAUGACAACGAGAAGAUCCAGGUCCGUCGCGAAGGCGAGACAUCCCCGGUGGCGGGCACGGUGGUGGGCGUGGACGAGGCGGGCUGGCUGCGCGUGCUGACGGCCGCCGGACACGUCACCGUGGCGCCCGACGGGAACACCUUCGACCUCAUGACCGGCCUAGUGGCCCCGAGGCUGUGAGCUAUUUCAUCACCUAAUAGUAGAUGGUCGAUUAUAAACUACCGUUUUUCAUAGAAGAAAGGUGUUCGUUCAGUACGCCUCGCUAAGCAUAGAAUUGUACUCUGGGAGUAUAGCGAGGAAUUCAUAUGCCUUCCCGAUGUAUACAGAAUUUUAUGCGUGUAAUGCUCUUUCACUCUUCAUAUUUUAACAAAUAUAUAAUGUGAAGAGAAACUAAUGUUUAACACCUGAAAAUACUACUUACUGUACCGUCAUUCGUCUUCAAAAAUAUUUAGGUUGUAUGAAUUAGUCCUAGAAAUUCACACAGCGUAGCGCCUCCCUCCCGGUUCUGCGCGUAAAAGUAACUUGAAAUAUAAAGAAAUAAGUGGGAACAAAAGUUGAUUAUGCUCCCUUUCGAAUAAGUAUGAGGAGUGAAAGCCACAUAGUGAAUGGUGAGUGAUGAAAAAUGGUUAAUAAGGAUCUAGAAGCCUGAAGCAAAAGGUAGUAGGAAUGAUUCAACGCUAGCGCACAGCAUGUGUUCCAUUGGUUGUGGUCGGUGGUAGAAUCGUAAGUUUAUGACAGAAGCUAUACUAAUUAGUGCUUUAAAUAAUAAACUACUCAAAUGUAACUGAACGAUCAUAAUAAUCGUGUAAGUAGAUCUUAGAGCAUUUAAUAACUUGAGUCGCCUUUAAGAGCUUACCCCUUUGCCGAAAAACUUGCACAAUCGUGCAAACUUUUGUAUGGACUGACAUGGUUAUUUGUACGUUACGUACAAAUCAUGUAGCAAAUCAAUCAAUCAAUAUAGCAAUACAUUUGACGUCCCCUCCCCCGCAAAAAUCGGCAGACUUAGUACAGAAAAUGACAGCCAUGACGUCUCCAGUUACUAAAUGGACUAGAUAGAACAGCCGUAACACUGCCAGUUCUACUAUAUCUAAUACUAUCUAAGUAAAUUAAAUAUUGGAGUCCUGUUGUAUUUUAGAAUUUCGACUUGUUCUUGUACUAUCAUCGUUGAAAUACCAUUAAAAUAUAGUAGAAUUAUGGGAUUAUAAAGAAAGACGGUCAAUUAAUAUAAGUUUGAUGGAGGCGAAAUCUCAGUGCAAUAGAAUGUAUAUAUCGAUAUGAAUAUGUAUAUUUAAGUCAAUCCAGUGUUCAAACAACAAUGCACGAUCCGUAUUGAAGAGUGUGACGUUAGUAACAUAUGUUAAUUGAUUAAAUGACAGUGUUAAAUAUAAGUGUUUACAUAUUUAAUAAAGGGAUUAUUCAUUGUUUUAUAAUUAAAAUAAAACUAAUAAGAAAUUAUGUUGAUGCGUGGGGGUAAACCAGUGUAAACGUUUGCCGUUCGUGUUUUGUAGUCACACUACUAGUCAACUCUAUAAGUUUAUUAGGUCGGAAGUGCUUUUUAAGGGAAAAUGGCAAUAUUCGUAGUUGUGAUAAUUUUGCGUUCCACUAAUCUGAAGUUAGGUUAUGUAACCGGUGCCGCAGGGAUGUUGAGUUUAAUUCAAAACUCAACACCAUUAGUAACUUUACAAAGUAAAGCGGCAUCAUUAGCCAUUUAGGCAUGCAUUGCGUUAGUCAGGCGUUGUAGUAACAGUCGCGUAACGUAAUCUAGGCCUGAGUCUCCUCCGCGAGUCUCGUUUUUAUCUGAAAAUAAAUGCCUACAGUCAUACGAUACUAACCAUUUUGGUAUGUUAGUGGGUCUUUUUUAAUAACAAAACGUCCGUGAGACACAGACAUGUUAAAUAUCUUAAGAACGGGUCACUCACGUAUUUUAAGUCGAAAAACGCUCAACAUGUUUCACUCCGUACCGAGGAGUGUCAUACAAUCAAUACGUGAGUGACCCGUUCUUAAGAUAUUUAAUAUUAUCGCUGGUGGGGCUUAUGUAACGCCAUUAUUUUGGGGAGGGUGAUUUAAUAUAGUACCAAAGAUAGACAGAUUUUAAAUCGUAGGCCACUUUACUCACGCCUAGCUACAGUGAUAUCCUGUGUAACGACAACGGACUCGAGUGUGUUGUCCAUGAGUGUUAGUUACUAAAUGUAACACCAAGUACAUUGUGAUUUAUUUAUUGAAUAGCAAAUAAGUAGCAUAGUUAUAGCUAUAGAUACUUGACUACGUACCUACAUAAUCUCUACUCAUAACAUUUCGAUUGUUGUUGACAUGACGUUGUUCUCCAGUAAAUGUAAGUACGAGUAAUAUACAAAGUUAGGUGUAAAUUAAGAGACAUUGUCGCUUUUUUAAUUUGUUCAUUCAUAAAAUGGAGAAAUGUGCCUAAACUGUUAUUAAGUAUUUCGCAAACCUGAUUUUUACCGUUAUAUAUUUGUAUAUAUGUAUUGAGACUUUUAAACAUUAUUUCGAAAUAUUUGCUGUUUAAGUAUAAAAAUAGUUUAUAGACCAAAUUAGAUAAAUUUUAUGCAAAUGUGUUCCCAGUUUUAUCUGCUUUAUAGUAAGUCAGGACAACGGUCCAGAGUCACUUUUUCGAGCAAAUUUGAAUAAAUUAAUUGGAUUUCUCAAAGUAAUUAAUAAUAUCAAGUUGUUAAAUCACAAUGUUUCACACAUUAGUCAUCUCGCUGUCGUAAUGUGCUGUUUAGUUAUUUAUGUGUUAUUUAUUGAUGGGAAUUUAAAAUGUUAUUAAAUUAAAAUCUUGUUAUUAUCUUGUUGUAUGCAUGUCCUGUAAUAAAUUAUUUCAGAUUAAAAA